Messenger RNA from Anoplophora glabripennis (Asian longhorned beetle), 6313 nucleotides. RefSeq lists its product as uncharacterized. Gene Ontology annotation, cellular component: nucleus. NCBI's taxonomy places the organism in Eukaryota, Metazoa, Arthropoda, Insecta, Coleoptera, Cerambycidae. The transcript has 9 exons. The record is from RefSeq and is a predicted model, not a curated record. Gene Ontology annotation, biological process: regulation of transcription by RNA polymerase II. Bases 381 to 5774 code for a protein of 1797 amino acids. Gene Ontology annotation, molecular function: RNA polymerase II cis-regulatory region sequence-specific DNA binding; zinc ion binding; DNA-binding transcription factor activity, RNA polymerase II-specific.
ACAAGUGAAACAAGUAAACAUGGCGCCGUGUGACCCAUCAUAUCAUAUUUAGUGUGUAUUGUACACGCAGUAUCUUUAGAUUUAUCUGAAAUUAGUAGAAAAUCUUUUAGAUAAGUGCGUAACUAAACAUUACUUUGAAAUGAGUGAUAAAUUGAACAUUUAAACUAAGUGCCAACUGUAUAUUUUCGUAAAGUGGAUUUUUGCCUGUUCUAAUAAAUAAGUUCUCGCCUAUAAAUAUUGUGUUCUUAAUGCCAUAUUGUGCUAAUAAAGUAAUUAAAUCAAUUAAAAUAGGUGCCAACGAUUUUUAUAUAAUGUAAACAUUGUGUUUUGUAACAGACGUAGGCGAUUGUCGCUUCCUACAGAUACGGUACAUUACAGCUAUGGAAAAUAGUGCCGAUAGCUACCUACACAAGAAAUUUAAAAAGCAGCUUAGUAUCGAACCAAAAUCUCAGAAUUAUGAUAAAGAAAACAAAGAUUCUGCUCGAGUUGUGGAGCCGAGUGAAGAAAAAAUCAGCGAGCCCAACAAACAGGGAGAGUGUAAUAAAGUAACAGAGAGUAGAAUAAGAGUAGACAAUAACGAUAGUGUGCCAAAUCAAAGUACAAAUCAGAAUAGUUCUUUUGUGCUGAACAUUAGUAAUUUGUCAAAGUCUUCCAUAUCAGCAGGAAAGUGUGUAGCGAACCAACAAUCUUCGAAAUCUUGCAUAUCAUAUGUAGUUUCAAACAACCAAAACAAUGAAGAACACUGUAAUCCCAUUAGUUUUGAUACAACAUUUAGUACACUUCCGACCAAUUCUACUAUUAGUACACCUAUUGUUAGUACGUCUUCCAUUUUAAACAACUUAUAUUCUAAAGAGAAUUAUGGAAACAAAGAUGAUGUGUCUACAUAUAACUCGCAAGAAGAUUUUUCCUUAAAACUUUGCUCGUCGGAUGACAAUUUCGAUGUGAAGAUAGAGGAAAUACAGCCCCCGCCCGACAGGAACUCGAGUGGAAAGUACGUCUGCACGUACUGCAACCUGGUCUGUUCCAAGCCCAGCGUCCUCCAGAAACAUAUACGAGCACAUACCAAUGAAAGACCAUAUCCGUGCAUCAGUUGCGGCUUCAGCUUCAAAACACGUUCUAAUCUUUACAAACAUUGCCGUUCCAGAACUCACGCCAAUAGAGUGAUGGGAAACAAAUCGCAACACUCGAGUAACGAACUGGAUAAUCAAAAGAACGUUAAUCUUUCCAUCCACCAGGAAAGUAGGGAAGAAAAUGCUUGCGGUGACGUCAAAUUAAAGCCCUAUAAGCCUCGUUUUCAUACCAGCAAGCAUUUCCUCGACAACGUCUCUAAAGAAAAUGUCGACGACGAGAAACAGAACAGCAAACAAGCCACCUCGGAACUCCUAUCUCACCACAUUAACGAAAUAAUUAACAAAAACAACUCUAUCGUAAACUCCAGGGAAUCAACAUUCAUCAAGAAACGUAUCAAUGAUUUAUCGAUUGUAGAUAAUGUAAAUAACAACGAAUAUGUACAAAAAUUGAAUAGGAGCGAUUCUAUGUACUCGCCGAGCGUCAUGGAACAAAACAAUCUAGACGAACCGCUAAACUUGACCAACAAAAAUCGAAAGAGGUGCAUGAGCGAGAUUUCCGAACCGAUCGCACAGAAGAGUCUAAUAAAGGAGCUGUUGUUGAAGAACCUGUACUCCUCAGACAUGCAGUGUCCUUAUUGCAAAAUGAUUUUCCAGACAGUGACGGAACUCGAUGUACAUAAAUAUCGAAACUGUAAAGGCAAACCACUAGGCGCUAGAUAUACUAGGAGCAGUUCCGUUAAUGUCGCUUCGAUCCUAACGCAGAACAAAAACGCUUUCGAUAACAUACCGCAGUUGCAGAACACGGUCUUCCCGUUAAACUCACCCGGACCGUUCUUAGGAAAGACUCGUUUGGUGGAAACCGAUAAAACGAAAUCAUUUUCGUUCGACAGCGGCAACUUGCCGCUAAUGAGCCCCAACGAGAUAUCCCAAAAUUACCUGUCACCGUUACCGUUUGACAAAGAAAAAAAAACACCCGUUAAAUUGUUCGGGGGAGAGGUAAAGAUACACUCGUUGGGGGAAACGAAGAGUUAUAAAAUAGACAAUAAAGAGGACAAAUGCGAACCCGAACAAAAUUACGUUGAAUACGGUGGAAAAUUAAGCGAAAACAGGGUUAUCAAGUCCAGUUUACAAUCCGGCGGGACGGUUCUAACGAACAAGACGAACUACAGCAAACAAGACAUAAGGACGCAGCAGGACGUUAUAAGGGUUUACGAAAACACUUCCGUUUCUCCCAGUAUAGACAUUUCGGGUAUAAGUAAAACUAAAUUCAAUUUUGAACGACAAUGCGAUGGAAUUGCGGACAGCAUGCAACCGGACAUCACCUUGAAACACAAUAUCGUCGACGAGGUAUCGAAAACUUGCGAUACCGUUUCCAAUUCGCUGUACAAAUACACUAAUAUAAUGGAUUUCAGCCAGAAGGCCGUCAAGAUGUUGACGCCUAACAUAAAACAACCGACCUUAUCCAUUCAACCACCCAGUAACGUUUUUAAUAAAUUGCUAGCCGAGAACCACAGGGAGGAAUUAUUACUGGACAAUUUGAAUUCCAAAUUAACAAUCGCUGAAAGCGAUAUCCACAGAGUCCAGAACUUGAAAAUCAAUCCGGAUCCGGAUGUCGGUAUGAGAAGUCCCUCUUUAAAAAAGCAGGUACUGCAAAAGAAGGGGUAUUACGAUCAAGUAAGCGGCACCGGUAACUUGUGCAAUCCUGUCAAUUUACUGGUGAAUGGCAAAGUAAUACGGUACGUACCUGGUAUGCCGGGACCAAUAGUUACCGAGGAUCCCGUCGAAAUGCCUUACGAGAACAAUAUAAUAUCCGUUGGAAGACCCACGCCAAGAGAUUUACCGCCGGCGAGUCCCAUCGUACAAAGUAAAUUAGAAGUAACAAACGACACCUUUAAAACCAGUAAAUCUAACUUUUCCAUGCCUGUCGACAGAACAAUCGAGAAAUUAAACAGGUCUCCGAAGAUAGGCAUGUUGGAAAUUAAAACAGACUUUUAUUCCAAGUCGCCAGAGAUAAAAUCCCCCUUAAAAACCAACGAUACGAACUCUCCGACAAAAAUAACAGAAAUAAAAUCACCAGAAAAAGAUACCGUAAAGGAAAACAAGAAAUUUGCCCGCCCAAACAGCCUAGCGUUGAAACCCACGACGGCGUCAUUAAAACAGCACCACGGUUUAACCCCGACCAUGUUCAAUCAAAUCCUCAUCAGUCCCGAUACACCGAGAGUUGCCAAGAAAUACGCCGAGCACUUCUUGCACGGUAACUACUUCAGUUAUUUGGGCUUGAAAAGUUCCACUAGGCCGGUCUAUUGCACCUUAAACAAGACGCAGCCUUUUUACGUUCCCCACUUUAAAAAAUUAAGCAUGUAUUCGGAAUGGCGGCAACAGGACACCAAAACGGAUAAGCUGUACGUUACCAACUACGAUUCCAGGCAGACGAGUCAGAAGUACACCAUGGCAGGCAAGACAUCGGCCAACUUGAUCAUCCAUUCCAGCUAUAGGUUUGUUGUGUCGGAAGUUUCAUCGAGCAAAACUGAAACUGAAGAUGAGCAACAAAAAAAUAAAAACAUUCUUGGGGGAUAUGAAUGUAACGACGAUUAUACGUACAUCAGGGGUAGAGGUCGCGGGCGUUACGUUUGCGAUCAGUGUGGGAUUCGCUGUAAAAAACCCUCUAUGUUGAAGAAACACAUUAGAACGCACUCAAACGAUCGACCCUAUACCUGUAGCCAUUGCAACUUCAGUUUUAAAACGAAGGGCAACUUAACAAAACAUAUGAAAAGUAAAGCUCACACCAAGAAUUCUACGGUUAGUAGCGGUUCUGGUUCUUCCACGCAGCAAAGCGCCACCCCUAGUUCUGAAUCGGAUACCGAUGAUAGUGGUAUGGACAGUAGUGACGAAUCAACACGUCAGCAGGAGCACGAGGCCGCCUACGGCUUGUUGUCGUUAUCCCAAAAACCAACUCAAACGAACACUCACUCGCAAUCCGACACCCACCAUUUGCAGGGCAGUAAUUCAGUCUCGAUCAACGAACUGUUCAUGAGUUCGGAAGAAAUAGCGUACGUGACAAAAACGAGUUACGCGAAAAACAAGAUAUUGGACGAACGUAAUUCCUUAAGCUUCACCAGCACCAGCAACAUUAACCAUACGACCGUAGCUACGAUUUCGGAAGAAACCACCGAGGCGCGGAAUCUGAGAAACUUCUUGGGGAAAUCCAGCGUUAAUAGGCCUCUGACUUAUCCAUACAUGUCGACGGUAUCAAACGAGGUUUUAACUCCGUCUAAAAGUUCGGAAGUUGUGAAUGAUAUUCACUUAAAUAACAUGGAGAAUAAUUCGGAAAUGAAGUGCAUUAAGCAGUUUCACGUUAUACAGAAAUAUGCCGCGUCACCAAUGCUGCCUAAGUCGCCUAAGAUGCCGGGACGAGAAAGUCCUAAACUGAGUCUAAGUCAAACCGAGAGGAAUGUAGAAAGCACACAUAGCACUCCCGAGAAACCUUCGUCGAGCGACAAUAAAAAUUUGAACCUCAAAGUCGGCAGGGUUUUGCCGACUUUAAAGAUAAACGACGUCGUAGUUCCACAUGAGAAUAUAAGCGAUUUGAGGAAAAGGAAGUUCCCCGUCGUAGAAAACGAUUACAAAAACAAGAUGCAGAGAAACGACGAAGUUAUGGAUUUAUCGAUGCCGUCGGUGGUAGAGAAACAUGACAAGAAUCACAUCAUUAACGGAAUAACGGAGAACUAUGCUUUCCAAAGCAACAUGCGGCCCAUGGAUCACCCGAAAAUAAUCGAUUCUUACAACGCGCCACCGAAACUUCUUCCGAAUAGGAGCCCUGAAAAGUUCGUUAACGAGGAAGACGAAUACCAGUACGAAAAGAAUGAAAACGUGAAUUCCAAAAGAAGCGACAUGGGUUGUAACGACACCGUCAUCAUUCUAGCCCCGUUGCAGUCCGAGGAUCACGUCAACGUGAAUUAUAUCAAAGAGCAGCACAACAGUAACGCUAGCGAUUAUUCGAAAUCCACGGAGUACGAUAACAGCGCGAUGGAGACUUUAGCGGACGUGGCGACUCAACGUGAAAAAUUGGAUAAAAACACGUUGGCACAGAGCGUGGCGACGGAGUUCCUGAAGUUAGCCACAAAAAACGAGAAAAUCGACGGGUGCAGGGAUACGAGCGGUUACAGUCUGAAUAAAGAUGUCAACGAUCUAAUCGUUAAGGCCGAAGGGAACAAAAGCUGCACCAUCUGUUCCAAAAAUUUCAACAAACCAUCUCAGUUAAGGCUUCAUAUGAACAUCCACUACUUAGAGAGGCCUUUUCGGUGCGAUUCUUGCUCCGUGAGUUUUCGGACCAAGGGACACUUACAGAAACACGAAAGAAGUGCUAGUCAUCACAAUAAGUUAUCAUCCACACCGGCUCUAUCGUCCUCGGAGCCGAGGCCUUUCAAGUGCACCGAUUGUAACAUAGCAUUUCGAAUACACGGUCACUUGGCGAAGCACCUGAGGUCGAAGAUGCACAUCAUGAAGCUGGAGUGCCUGGCGAAGAUCCCUUUCGGGUUAUACGCGGAAUUAGAGAGGUCCAAUAGUUUACUCACCGAAAUCAACACUUGCGACGGGGACCAAUGCCUGGAGAGUCUAAAGACUUUAGCCAAGAAAGUUUUCAUUAAUGACCCAAAUAAACUGAAUCAAUUAGAGCUAAGGAAAAACGACGAUGCCGAUAGCUAGUGUUAUUUUUUUGUACAUACUGCUAUUCUACGCCAAAGACUGAAUAAAUAAAAUCUAUUAUAUAUACCUUUUAAAUUUUUAAAUAUUGUUGGUACAUUCUACUACAUAUAUAUUAUAUAUAUUCUCAUGUGUCAAAUAUAUUAUUGUGAUAUUUGUUUAAGUGUUGUACAUAUAUUUUUUUAAGUUCACUUUCUUCAGUCGAAGACGUUUUUAAUAUAUCCUACCGCAUUAUGUUUUCGAUUAAUGUGUUCUAUUUUUUAUUACUAAUCAAGUUUUUUGGUUACGAAAUGGAUUAUUAUUUUUUUAUUUAUCUUGUUUUUAAGAUUUUUUUUAUUCGUAUAUUAUUUUUUUUUACCUGUUGUCAGGUAUAUUACAAAUUUUAUGUACACCGGAUAUGCCCAUAUAAAUUGUAAAAAAUUAUGUUAUCGAGUCCUGUAUCAUAUUCUGUUGUCUUUUAUUGUUGUAAAUAUUGUUUGUAUUAAAGUAACUAUAGGUUUUUGUGUAAUUUGUUAAUAUUGUUUCUAUUGUUAAAAAAAGUA